AUGGCUUCCGCCGUCGACGACUCCCCCAUUCAUUCGCCGCCCGGCCCCGAUGCGCCCCGGCCCAAAGGUAUCCUUAAGCAUUCCGGUACGCAUCAGGCAUCUUCGACCGAUGAGACGCCCACCUCUAGACCUAUUCGCCCGCGCGCCAUGAGCAAGGAAAUCACCCUCGAAAAUACAAACUACAACGCUGGCCAUCGCCGCUCGUCAUCCACCGCCCGCAUAACUGCCUCUCGUCGCCAGUCGGCCACCAACACCGAGUCGGCCGAGCCCUCACAGCGCCUUAAGUGGGAUGAGGUCAACCUGUACCUGACGGAGCAGGAGCGCUCAUCAACGAUGAAGAUUGACGAACCCAAGACGCCCUACGUGAAGCACUAUGAUCCCGCCGAAGAUCCGUCCGACGACGAGUACCAAGGCGACAAGGCCGGCACACAGGGCGCCCAAGCUUCUCUGGAGAAUGUUCAAGAUGUCUCUAAAGCUCCACGCGCUCGCACUGAAGAUGAAAUUCCGGGUCUAUCGCUGGGCGAACCAGAGGAAGAUAUUCCGGAAGCGCAAGGCUUCGAGCCGGGUCCAUAUUACUACGGCGAUGAUGCGACCUCGCCCAAAGCCCACUCGGAGAAGAGCGUGCAUCUGGACGACGACACCCCCGAGGACGCGAUGGAAGAUGCCUCCCCAGAAGAUGUCGAGAAACACCACAAGUUUGAAGAGCUCCGCAAGAAGCACUAUGAGAUGCACAACGUAGCAUCGCUACUGGGCAACCCGGAAUACCUCCCCGACGAUGAAGACGAGGAGGAGGAGGAAGAAAAGGUGGUCCCUCCCGUUCCACGCAUUCCCAAUGGUCUUUCAUAG
Molecule: messenger RNA, 846 nt
Organism: Beauveria bassiana ARSEF 2860
Lineage: Eukaryota; Fungi; Ascomycota; Sordariomycetes; Hypocreales; Cordycipitaceae
Product: Glc8 protein
Exons: 2
Coding region: 1-846 (281 amino acids)
Biological process (GO): regulation of signal transduction
Molecular function (GO): protein phosphatase inhibitor activity
Source: RefSeq, a predicted model, not a curated record